AUGAUCAGCUCGCCAGUGGCUUCUGGAAGUCGUGAGAGUCCUACAGCCCCGGACAGCGGAGACAGCUCGGGGAGACGAAGCGGAGGAGCCCCCCAGGUUCCCCAGUAUCACAGAGCCUUCAUCCACCCCGUACCCCCCAGCGAUCCCCUCCGCCAGGCCGGACGACUGCCCAUCAAAGUGCUGAAGAUGCUGACAGCCCGGAGCGGACACAUUCUGCACCCCGAAUACCUGCAACCCCUGCCCUCCACCCCGGUCAGCCCCAUCGAGUUGGAUGCCAAGAAGAGCCCCCUGGCCCUGCUGGCCCAGACCUGCUCUCAGAUUGGGAAGCCAGACCCGGCCCCUUCCAAGCUGUCGUCGGUGACCGGCUCCUCCAGCGGGUCUGAUAAGGAGUCCAAGUCCGGUCCGCUGAAGCUGAGUGACAUCGGGGCGGAGGACAAGUCGAGCUUCAAGCCGUACUCCAAGCAUCCGGACAAGAAGGAGUCCAGCUCGGGCGAUAAGUCUGGAUUCCGGGUGCCCAGCGCCGCCUGCCCACCCUUCACCCCCCGGACUGGAAGCCCCAGCUCCCCCCGCACCCCGCCACCACCAUCCUCUGAGUCCAAAUCCUCGGGGGAGUGCUCGGAGAAGAAGGACGCGGAGCAAUGUGCGAAGAGCUCCUCGUCUGAUGGCGGAUCCCACGGGAGGCUGAGCGUGGAGCUCCAGCAGACUCACUCGGAGGGGGCCUCAGGCUGUAAGAACCUUUCCGCUGCUCCUUCCCCCACUCCGGUCUCCUCGUCCUCCAGCUCCUCUGGCUCCGUGUUGGGAUCCGGUCUGGUGGCCCCGGUGUCCCCCUACAAGCCAGGCCACACGGUCUUUCCUCUGCCUCCGGCUGCCAUGUCCUACCCUGGCACCCUAGCCGGAGCCUAUGCCGGCUACCCUCCACAGUUCCUGGCACAUGGAGUCUCCUUGGACCCCACCAAGGGGAACUCUUUGGUGGGAGCCCAGGCUGCCUCCAGCCCCCUCACAGGGGCCUCUCCACCCUCUGUAAUGACUGCCAGCCUGUGUAGAGACCCCCCUACUGCCUCAGCUACCACUGCGCCUCCCAGUUGGGUGCCAGCGCCACUUGUGCACAUGACCUCAAAUCUGGAUACCCCCUGGUGUACCCCAGUCAUGCCCUCCAUGGGGUCUCACCACCUUCUCUACCCGGGCACCCCCUCUACCCCUAUGGUUUCAUGCUUCCCAACGACCCCUUGCCCCAUGUAUGCAACUGGGUUUCAGCCACAGGCCCUUGUGACAAGCGCUUCUCCUCCUCCGAGGAACUGCUGGGCCACCUGCGGACACACACAGCCUUCCCAGGCUCCGCGGACAAACUGUUGCCUGGAUACCCGAGCUCCUCGUCCCUGGCCGCCGCUGCCAUGGCUUGCCAUAUGCACAUGCCACCCACAGGGGCCUCCCCCAGCCAUCUGA
Staurois parvus is the source of this 1443-nucleotide messenger RNA. Lineage: Eukaryota; Metazoa; Chordata; Amphibia; Anura; Ranidae. The record is from the annotation of a GenBank genome assembly.